Messenger RNA from Trichoderma asperellum CBS 433.97, 1870 nucleotides. RefSeq lists its product as uncharacterized. The record is from RefSeq and is a predicted model, not a curated record. Lineage: Eukaryota; Fungi; Ascomycota; Sordariomycetes; Hypocreales; Hypocreaceae.
UUUUUUUUUUUUUUUUUCUUUGCGUCGUUUGGAACUGCAGGUUAGGCACGCCGCAGGAAGGGAAGGAGCAGGAGGAAAAGUCACAUCGCAUAAAGUAGAAGAAGGAAAGAGAACACAUCAUGGCCCGAACCACAAGAAGGCGCCAGGCCGAGGCUCCCUCAACAACACAAUCCAUCAGCAGCUUCACUCGCGUAUCCAAGAGCCAGGCUUUCCAUGGUGCAGCCUCCAAGAAGGCGGUCAUCGCCAACCCGGAACCGACAUCUUCACGGAAGAGGAAGGCCGCAGUCGAUGAGGCCGACGCCAACCACCCUCCUCGUGUCACAAGAAGGACCGUCUCAUUCACUCCCAGCAGCGAUGAAGAACCAGUGCCUGCAACACCAGCCAAGCGUGCUCGGAGAGGAGAAUCCACCGCCAAAGUGGCCAUUUCGGCAGUAGCAGUGCCCGCUGCGAAGCCUGCGCCAAAGACCCCGGUCAAGGGAAAGAAGGUUGCCAAGUCAACGCCCUCACGAGCUGCUUCUGCGCAUAAGCCCAGCGAGUCGACCAUCAUUGCAAAGUCUAAGCAAGGCGGCAAGACUGUGCAGACAAAGCUUGAGGCGUAUCGCGUAACUAGCCACAAGAAGACAAAGGAGGCUGAAAGCGAGUUUAGCCCAGAGCUGGUCGAUCUGAUCCGCCUGCACAAGGCCUUCCUUAAGACUAUUGCUCUCCAGAUUGUACACAACGGAACCAUUGUGCCCAUUGAUAUUUCGUCUGUGGCUCCACACAUCUCCCGUACCUGGGGCAAGCGACAGGUCACGGUUGACGACAUCCGAGUAUGCAUUGCCGUCCAGACAUCGACACGAGACUCCAGUGUGGUUUCUCCCUUUAUUGUAUCCGACUAUGGCCGUGGAAAGAUUUGCAUAGAGCUGCAUCCUGACCACAACAAUGGCGCAGUAUCCAUCAACGAAGAGCGCCUUUGCAGGCAGUUUGAGGAGAACCUUCGAGCGUUCUGUGCUGGCCGAACACAGGACAAUGUGACCGACGUGGAUGUGCCUCCAGCCGGCUUAUCUCUGAAAGAACUGCCUCGCGCUGAAAUUAGGAACAUGGACAACAGUAUCAAAAUCAACCCGAUCCUGAAUAAGGGACACAAUGCUCUAUCGGCGCUCAAGGAAGGAAUAGUUGCGAAGCAGCAAGAAAAAGAGGUCAAGCAGCAGGCUACCACCGCCAUGGUAAAUCCCGACGGUACCAAGAUGAGCCUGUUGGAUCGUCUACGACAUAAGCAGCUUGCUAAAGCCAACGGACCUCUCCCCCCAUCCGAACCGGAGCUUCAGCGUCGAGCUGCUUUGAACCGAGUCACCGACGUUUGUGCUACCAUUUCCAUGCUCAGCUUGUCCAACCCGGCUUCCCUGCCGAGGCAAGCUUUUACCAUGACACUCAUCUCAGACAAGCUUAAGGAUUCUUUGCGAGUACCGCUUUCAAAAGAAGAAGGAAUGAAUUGUAUCCGAUUAAUUGCCAAUGAAAUCGCUCCGGAGUGGCUCAAAGUUGUCACCAUUGGCGGGAGAGAGAAUGUUGUGAUCCAAAGAGGCCUCCAGCCUGUUGAUCGUGUGAUUCAGGAGCGAGUACAGAAGCUACUCGCGUGAUGGAGAACAUUUGCCUCGACGCUUGUUUGCCUCAAAAUUUAAUAACCACACUGCUCAAAUACCGAAAAGCAUUGUAUAUCUUAUAUUAAAGGAGGGUUCGAAGAGGAUCCGAAGAGUAUCUUUGUUGCUUUCAACAUUGCAUGGCGCUGCGUUUUCGUUGGUAUCACAUAUUUACACCACAAAGAAAAAAGGUCUACAAAGCGAAUGUAGAACAUGAUGCAUGCAUUGGCGUACGGGUUUUGGGGUUUUUUUCU